AUGGGAAGGCGCCCAGGUCGAGCAGCUGCGAAAAAUGCAGCUGCAGCAUUAAGUAAUUCAACCUUCAACAAACAAACCUCCACCGCAUUCAACACUAACAUGGAUAUGGCAGAAAACACCCCUCAAUACAACGAGGCCGAGGAUGAGCAGAUGCCAGAUGCGCCGACCUCCGAUGUAGACAGCCCGCACGAAGACGCUGAGGAAGAGAAUGCCGGAGAUGACGAUGAAGAUGGCACCCCAGCGCAAGAAUCUGAACCCGAAGCCGCAUCCGUACCAACUACUCCUGCGCCAGAACCUGUUCGCAAACGCCGAUUAGGGAGACCGCCAAAGAAUCGACCGGCAGAUUGGGAUACGCAAGACCGUGAUGGCGAGCGAUCAGAAACCGGCACCCCAAGGCGCGGUAGAGGUAGAGGUAGAGGAGGGGCCGGACGCGGUGGUGGUCGAUGGGCACGCCGUGGAGGGCCUUCACACGUUACACAGCAGCCAAUUGAUAAAGAGGGGAACAUGAUGGAUGUAAUCAACGAUGAAGUCGAAUUGCCAGAGGAUCCCGAGGGCGAGGCCAAGGUCGAUAAGAUGGGUUACCUCCAAGGCGGACGCGAAUACCGAUGCAGGACAUUCACAGUGUUGGGUCGGGGCGAACGGCUCUAUAUGUUGUCCACCGAGCCAGCAAGAUGUGUGGGAUUCCGCGACAGUUACCUGUUCUUCACCAAGCACAAGCGCCUGUUCAAGAUUAUCAUCGAUGAUGACGAGAAACGUGAUAUGAUCGAGCGCGAGAUCAUCCCACAUUCCUACAAAGGUAGAGCUAUUGGUAUCGUCACAGCACGGUCAGUCUUCCGCGAAUUCGGUGCUCAGAUCAUAGUCGGCGGCAAGAGAGUGAUCGAUGAUUACGAAGUUGCGAAAGCCAGGGCCACGGGUGUUGUAGAGGGCGAAUUGGCGGAUCCAAAUGAUCAAAUCAAGGAGGGCCAGGCCUACAACAAGAAUCAGUAUGUUGCAUGGCAUGGUGCCAGCUCUGUGUAUCAUUCUGGAGCGCCAACAGUACCAAUGCAAGCCAAGGCUGCCGAAGGCAAGAAACGUCGGGUCAAUAUCAACGAUGUUAAUUGGAUGUUGGAGCAUGCUAGAGAAGCAAGUCAAUUUAACGCAACCCUCGGUGCUAUCCGUCGGGCAAAUCUGAACGGCAUCUACGAUCCCAACACGAACACCAUGCAAUACCCAAAGAUCAUGCAACCCACCCAUGCAAGAUGGGAGCAAAUCGACGACAAUGAGAUCGAAGCCAAGGGAUAUGUUCCAGAUGAUGAUAACGAUGGCGAAGCUCGCUCCAUAUUCCCGCCUGUCAAGCCCAUCUACUCCCGCAACUUCAUGAUCGUUGAUACAUACUACGAGAGCCCUGCGGCAGCCAACCCCGGAGUCCCUGGCCCAGAUGGUGAUGUCUAUGAUCUCGGUCUCAAUGGUCUAUCCAGUAUCUCGGAUGAUAUCAAAUCUGAACUUCCUCCCGAGUGCCUGAAGGCGUUGAAUGAGGCUUUGGAUCGGGAGUUGGAGUGGAAGGAGAAAUGGGGAUCUGAGGGUAGGGAUGGCCAUCGCAGGGCGCCGGUUAUUGAUAAGGGGACGAUCAUGUAG
Molecule: messenger RNA, 1614 nt
Organism: Venustampulla echinocandica
Lineage: Eukaryota; Fungi; Ascomycota; Leotiomycetes; Helotiales; Pleuroascaceae
Exons: 2
Coding region: 1-1614 (537 amino acids)
Cellular component (GO): nucleus
Molecular function (GO): chromatin DNA binding
Source: RefSeq, a predicted model, not a curated record